UCUCACUGAAAUGGCCGAGGAGAAUUUGGACAAAAAACCGGAGGUGAAACCUCCACCCGGAUUAAAGGCCAUCAUAGACCACCUGGGCCAGGCGUACCCUGCUCAGCCCAACCCGCUGCAGGUGACCACGCUGCUCAAGUACUGGCUGGGUGGCCAGGAUCCGCUGGACUACAUCAGCAUGUACAACUAUCCCGGGGAUGCGGAUCGCAACAUUCCGCCGCACUGGCACUACAUCAGCUUCGGGCUGAGUGAUCUGCACGGCGACGAGCGCGUCCAUCUGCGCGAGGAGGGCGCCACUAGGUCCGGCAUGGGAUUCGAGCUGACCUUUCGGCUGGCCAAGACGGAGGCGGAACUAAAACAGCAGAUCGAGAGCCCGGAGAAGCCCCAACGGCCGCCCACCUGGCCAGCGAACCUGCUGCAGGCCAUCGGACGCUACUGCUUCCAGACGGGCAACGGCCUGUGCUUCGGCGACAACAUCCCGUGGCGCAAGAGCCUCGACGGCAGCGCCACCUCCAAGUUGAACAGCCUGCUGGUGGCCCAGGAUCCCCAGUUGGGCUGCAUCGAGACGCCCACGGGCACGGUGGACUUUUGUCAGAUCGUCGGCGUGUUUGAGACCGAACUGGAGCAAGCCUCCCGUUGGAAUGGACGUGGAGUGCUUAAUUUCCUCCGCCAGGAUGUGCAGACUGGCGGCGAUUGGCUGGUGACCAACAUGGACCGCCCCAUGAGCGUGUUCGAGCUGCUCCCCGAGACCCUGCUGAACCUGCAGGACGACCUGGAGAAGCAGGGCUCCGAUCUGGCCGGCGUCAAUGCGGAAUUCACGUUCCGCGAACGCAAGCCCACCAGGCAGGUGAAGCAGGAGGUGGACUUCCAGGCGCUGAGCGAGAAGUGCGCCAACGAGGAGAACAACCGACCGCUGACGGAGACGCAGCAGCUGAAGCGCGAGGAGCCGAGCUUCCCGCAGUCCAUGUCCAUGAGCAGCAACUCGCUGCACAAGUCGUGUCCGCUGGACUUUCAGCCGCAGGCACCCAACUGCAUCUCGCUGGACGGCAUUGAGAUUACCCUGGCACCCGGUGUGGCCAAGUACCUGCUGCUGGCCAUCAAGGAUCGCAUCCGUCACGGCCGCCACUUCACCUUCAAGGCGCAGCACCUGGCGCUCACUUUGGUGGCGGAAAGCGUGACGGGUUCGGCGGUGACGCCUAGCGAACCCUACGGAGUACUGGGCUACUGGAUCCAGGUGCUCAUUCCGGACGAACUGGUGCCCCGGCUGAUGGAGGACUUCCGCAGCGCGGGCCUAGACGAGAACUGCGAGCCCAAGCAGCGGUUGGAGCUGGAGUGGCCCGACAAGAAUCUGAAGCUGAUCAUCGACCAGCCGGAGCCCCUGCUGCUGCCCAACGUGCUGCCCAUGUCCCUCGACGCGGCUCCACUGAAAAUGUGAAGCCGUCGAGCGCGUAGCUAGUAUUAUUUUAAUUUAAUCGAAUUGAAUCUUCCACUAACCAGUAAGUUUUACAUUUAUCUCAUCUCUCCUAACACAAUGAACGUGGCCUUUGCUCCCCGCCGGAGUCCAGUCAAAAUAUAUAGUAUAAAACCA
Drosophila takahashii is the source of this 1588-nucleotide messenger RNA. RefSeq names its product suppressor of fused (gene Su(fu)). Gene Ontology annotation, cellular component: nucleus; cytoplasm. The record is from RefSeq and is a predicted model, not a curated record. Gene Ontology annotation, molecular function: transcription factor binding. NCBI's taxonomy places the organism in Eukaryota, Metazoa, Arthropoda, Insecta, Diptera, Drosophilidae.